This is a messenger RNA of Colletotrichum higginsianum IMI 349063, 591 nucleotides long. RefSeq names its product Translation machinery-associated protein 22. Bases 1 to 591 code for a protein of 196 amino acids. Lineage: Eukaryota; Fungi; Ascomycota; Sordariomycetes; Glomerellales; Glomerellaceae. The record is from RefSeq and is a predicted model, not a curated record. Gene Ontology annotation, molecular function: translation initiation factor activity; mRNA binding. Gene Ontology annotation, biological process: formation of translation preinitiation complex; translation reinitiation. The transcript is spliced from 4 exons.
AUGGCCGAUAAUGACAAAUCAGAAACCUCUGGCGAGCCUCAAGGCCGCCAUGUAACCUACUGCGGUGUCUGCACCCUUCCCCCAGAGUAUUGCGAGUAUGGUGGUACGGUAAAGAAAUGCCAGGACUGGCUUGAAAAGCACCACCCCGACCUAUAUGCCAGAAUCUGGUCACCAGAGGCUUUGGAAGCCGCGACUGCAUCCCUCUCUGUCGACGCCCAAAAGCGAGCUGCCAAAGACGCACAGAAGAAGGCAGCUAAGGCUGAGGCUGCAGAGGCCAAACAAGCCGACAAGCUAGCCAAGAGUGUCGUCACCAUCAAGAGGAUCGAACGCAACAAGAGAAAGUACGUCACGUCUGUCUCCGGUCUGGAGUCGUUCGGCUUGGAGAACAAGAAGGUCGCCAAGGAGUUCGGAAAGAAAUUUGCGACUGGAUCGUCCGUAACCAAGACUCCGAGCGGCGGUGAGGAGAUCGUGGUGCAAGGCGACGUCAGUGACGAAAUUGAGGAGUUUUUGUUGGAGAAGUACAAGGAGAUACCCGAGGAUAACAUUGAGCUGGUGGAGGACAAGAAGAAGAAGGCCAGCGCGCCGGCUUGA